This is a messenger RNA of Cuscuta europaea, 2528 nucleotides long. The record is from the annotation of a GenBank genome assembly. NCBI's taxonomy places the organism in Eukaryota, Viridiplantae, Streptophyta, Magnoliopsida, Solanales, Convolvulaceae.
CUACUCCAAGAUCGUGGCAGCUUCCAGGCGGUGGCGGCAGAUUCUGGGCGACGACGCCAUCCAAGGGCGAUGGCAUCCAGGGAGGCAGCUUCUAGGCCGGCAGCCACCCGGGCAGUGGCGGGCCUAAGGUCGGAGUGCUGGACUGGAUGCCCCGACUGGAUUCUCUAUUUCUCGGGUUCUGCGUUGUCCGGCGGUCGCCCCGACGCUUUUCUUCCUCUAGAUGGCAAGGUGGUUGCCGCCAUCCUCUUAGUCUGUUGCGAGCUGCUUGUGGAAUCUGAGAAGACUUGCAAGCUGCUGCCUGACGCCCCACGUGAACAGUUCCUCUGGUGCUCGGCUUCACCCUGGCUAGACAGUGUGGGUUGGGGACCGGCGGCCGCCCUUCUGCCGACAGGCGUUGCUCAGGAAGCCGACAACUACCCACUAGGCGGCCAAGGCGGGUUCUCCCUGUGUUGAUGCACUUCAUGUUAGCCCGCGGUUUGACGUUUUGUUAUUUCUCUUUUUUUUUGCAGGUUUGACGUUCUCCCGGAGAUGGCUCCAGCUAGGCGGACCACUACUGCUGAGGGUCGGCAACUGAGCGUUCCAGAUAGAGCGCGGGCACAACAUGUGGUCAUGUCAGAUUCCGACGAUGACUCUGGUGCUCGGGAGGACCCGAAUCUUUGGUGGGACCUUGAUAAUAGCGGGAUAGCGGACCUCCCCCCUCGUAGCCAAGACGAGGACCUUGCCGUUGCAUAUAGUUUGAUUGGCCAAGAUUGUUUGUUGGAAUCUCCAGGGGCUACCGACAUAUUGAGCAAUCCACCAACUUCUUACUUCGGGGUCCAUAUCCGCUCUCUGGAGUUAGGGAUGGCCGUGCCACUGCACCCCUUCCUGGUUCGGUUCCUUCACUUUCUGGGUAUGGCCCCGGGUCAAUUGGCUCCGGCGGCUCAUAUGUUCGUUGCCGCUUUUGUGGCGCGGUGUGAGGAUGUGGGCCUCACACCCACGGUUGAUCUGUUUUUCAGCUGCUUCCAGUGGCGUGCUUCUAGCUUUUUCGCCUUACUCUCCCAGAGGCCGGUGAGCAAACUGUUUCGAUCGGGUUACCCCCGUUCAGGGAAAGGGUGGAAGAAAAGAUGGAUAUGGGUAUCCGACCCCAACCUCCCGUCACCUCUGCCUCAGUGGGGUGAACGGGUUCGGAAGUGUGACCGGGUCGCUCUCUCCCCUGGUCUCAAGUCCUCCAUCGAGAUAUUGUCCGCAGGCGGUCCCCACUCCAUCAGCUCAUAUUUAGUUGUGCCUGAGAAGCUCGUUGUUGAGGCGGAAUCCGACGAAGAGGAUGAGCCUCCACAAGUCAUCAUUCCUGUGGCAGCAACGGCUGCAAAGGGGAAAGGGCACGGAGCCCCCCCUCCAAGAAGGGUGAGAGUUACCUUUGGGCCUCGGCCAACUACGCCAGUGCAAGAGAAGCACAAGGGCGGACUCGUCGAUCUGCUAGUCAAAUUGGAUGGGUCCGAUGAGGAGGAGGAGCCCUGCCCCGCCGUUGCUGAUGUGGCCCCCAAGACGGUUGCGGGGAAAGAGCACGGAGCCUCCUCCCCGGGCCGAGGGGAAUGAGUCUCGAAGAAGGCCAAGGUUACCCCCAAGUUUCAUUCCGCUGAGCAGGUACAUGAGGGUGCAGAUGAGAGGAUGGCCGAACGGAGCAACCAUGACACCCAGCAUACAGUUACUUACGCCUUCCCAUCUUCGAGUGCCUCGAUUAUGCAUGAAGGCUUCCCGGUCGUGGAUUAUGCUUCAUAAAUCCUCCCACCAGGCGACCUCACCUGUACGACUUCCCAAGAGUUUCAUCCCCUCUUGGAGGGUUCUAUCUGGUCACAUAUCGAGGGGCUCGCCAAGACCAUCAGGGCACUCCACGCAGCCAAUCAUUCUCAGGCCAGGCUUCAGCGUGAGGCUGACGAAGUUAGGGCUGCCCUGUGGGCCAGCCAGAAAGCCUUCUCCGAGCUGCAGUCCUCGCGUACACAAGAAUGUGAAGAAGCGGCCAAACAAGGAGCCAAGAAAGCGCUCUCCGAGUUCCAGGCCUCCGAGCAGUUCCAGAAGCUCAUCUCUGCGAGGGUGCAAGCGGAACAGUCUGAACUAGUGCAUAGGUGGCUGACGACCCCCGACGGAGAGUAUUGGCGCGCUCGCGAAAUCCUCUAUGCUUUUCAGAGUGGCAAGUAUUUGAUGCAGCAGAAGGUGUAUGGCCGGUUGAAGGAUCUCAACCCUGACUUUCAUCCAUCCACACUGGGCCUUCCUGGCCGCAUGAAGAAACCCGUGGAGGCGAUAGCCCUUCUUCCCCCAGAGGCUGUCCGUCAGGAGGAGGAGCUUGGUAGUUCUAACGAAUGGGCCUGGUUCUUUCCGCCAGCUCCAGGGAACAUGACUCCUGUGGCCCCUGGCCAGGACUUGGUUGGUGUGUUAGAUGACAUUCCCGAGGUUGAUGGCGAUGGGUCUGUCCAGCCGUGACCUUGUAUUUUGUAUUUCCUUUGUUUCCCACUUGAAUACUUUGUGGAUGUUUGAUUUUUAUUUCAUACGCC